AUGGCUCUCAGUUCGUGGAAAACGUUCGAUUUCUUCGAAGUCAGCCAAGUCACUCCGCCAGACGAGGACGGCAAAUCUUUCUUCGACAGCAAUGAGAUUAGCUGUGUAUGCUCCGGUUCGGAGAGCCUCUUUCUCGGAAGCUACGAUGGCACCGUCCGGAUCCUGUCGCCAACUUUCAAAGUGUUGAGGAGCUUUCAAGCUUACGAUGCGGGCGCGAUUACACAUAUGAAGCAGGUGGAGGGGACCUCUCUAUUGGUCACGAUAUCGGAAGACUUGCCCAAUGAACCUGUCUUGAAAGUAUGGGCCUUGGACAAGCCAGUCAAGAAGACCGGUCUACCAACAUGUCAAUCAACUGUGAGCAUACAAAAUGGAAGGAGGCCGUUUCCGAUAUCUGCCUUUGCUGCCCUGGAUAAUCUCUCACAGGUAGCCGUGGGAUUCGCCAAUGGUUCAGUUACAGUGGUACGUGGGGACUUAAUACAUGAUAGAGGGGCGAAACAAAGGACGGUGUAUGAAUCAGAAGAGCCCGUAACCGGAGUCGAGCUUCGGGAAGAGUCCAACAAUUUGACUACCCUCUACGUUACGACUAUAUCCCGAAUACUGAAACUCGUCACGGCAGGCAAGGGAGCUGGCCAGCCGGCGAGAAAUGUGGAGGAGUCCGGUUGUGCUGUUGGGUGUAUGACCGUUGAUAAACGUAAUGGCGAUAUUGUUGUAGUCCGAGAAGAUGCCAUCUACUACUAUGGUGUCGAUGGUCGCGGGCCAUGUUAUGGCUACGACGGUCCCAAAAGUCUUGUCGCUAUAUACGAGGACUAUGUGGCUUUAGUCUCGCCGCCAGCAGCAGCGACAGCGUCAAACAAGCCUAGUGCUCUUCGCCGGUUUGGGGGUAUGCAGGCCGAAGAAAUAUUCGACACCUCCACGUUCACCUUGCUGGAUACAGACUUGAAGUUUAUUGCACAUUCAGAAUCUUUAAUUUCACAAGUCAAGACUCUUUUCAUGAUAUGGGGCGAUCUCUUUACGUUGAAUCAGGAUGGAAAGAUCUUCCGGUACCAUGAAAAGUCAUUACAACAGCGAUUGGAGAUUCUUUACCAAAGGAACCUCUUUACCUAUGCGAUCAGUUUGGCACAGAAGUGUAACAUGGAUGCUGCUCAGCUGAAUGUAAUAUACCGUAAAUAUGGAGACAACCUUUAUCAAAAAGGAAAUUAUGAUGGCGCCAUGCAACAGUACCUAAAAGCAAUUGACAACACUGAACCUUCUCAGUUCCUUGACACCCAAAGGAUACACAAUUUGAUCGAAUACCUUGAGGAAUUGCAUGAGCAUCACAAGGCCACCGCCGAUCACACAACUCUCCUUCUGAAUUGCUACGCCAAACUCAAAGAUAUUGACAAGCUGGAGAAAUUCAUCAAGUCUCCUGGUGACCUCAAAUUUGACCUUGAUACUGCGAUUUCUAUGUGCCGUCAAGGAGGCUAUUACCAACAGGCAGCCUACCUUGCGACAAAGCAUGGUGAGCAUGGAUUGGUAGUAGACAUUUUGAUUGAGGACUCCAAAAAGUAUGCGGAAGCUCUUCAAUACAUAUGGAGAUUGGCACCCGAUGCUAUGUACGAAAAUCUGAUGAAGUAUGCCCGAGUUCUCUUAGAACACUGUCCCUCUGAAGCCACCAAGCUUUUUGUACAAUACUUUACGGGCCACUUUCGUCCAAAGACAGACGCAGACGAUAUCGUCAUCCAAGAGGAGGAGAUACGACCUACCGGUGGCUACGCUGCUGGAGCUGUCACCGCGGUCCAAAAUUUGCGAGACCUGUUGCCUUUGCCAUAUAUGAGCACAGCUGCAGUUGCAUCCCCGCCAACGCAAGGGAAUAUUGAGCCGACAGUCGGUGACAAUGAAAUUGUCGAAAACCCACAGCCACCUGCUCCAGAAUACACAGCACCACAACCAAGGAUUGCCUUUUCCUCUUUCGUUGAUCAUCCUGACGAGUUCAUCGUAUUCCUGGAAGCAUGUUUAGAGGAGAAGGAUCUCAAAGAGCGAGAUAAGAUCGAUCUCUAUACCACAUUAUUUGAGAUGUUCCUUCACAAAUCGAACGAAAAACGAGGUGAGCAUAGAGAUGAAUGGGAAGCAAAGGCGAAGAAGCUCAUUGAGGGUAAAAAUAUUCCAAUCGAUACCUCGAAUGUCCUCCUACUGUCCCAUCUUUCAAAUUUCAAAGAUGGAACUGUUCUCGUCCGCGAACAAGCUGGGCUUAGAUUUGAUAUCUUUCGUUCCUAUACAUCCGCCAAAGAUACAAGAGGUGCAAUCAAAGCCCUCCGAAAAUACGGUCCUGAUGAACCCCAAUUAUACCCAGCAGCACUAGCAUACUUCACCUCCGACCCCCGCAUCCUCGAGGAAGCGGGCGACGAACUCGACAUCGUCCUCAAAAAAAUCGACGACGACGGUCUCAUGGCGCCUCUCCAAGUCAUCCAAACCCUCUCCACCAACGCCGUCGCCACCAUGGGCAUGAUCAAAACCUACCUCCAAGCAACCAUCGACCGCGAACGCAAAGAAAUCAACAGCAACCGUCGUCUUAUCACCUCUUACCGUACGGAGACGCUCGAAAAACGUGCUGAAAUCCAAGACCUGACGACGAAACCCCAGACUUUCAACGCCACACGCUGCUCCUUCUGCGGCUCACAGCUUAGUCUCCCGGCUGUGCAUUUCAUGUGCAAACACAGCUUCCAUGCUACCUGUAUCAAUGUGCAGGAUAACGGCGAGGGCGGCGUCGAGGGCGACUGCACGGUAUGUAGGAAGGAUAAUGAGGGUAUUCGCGCGUUUGUGAGGAGUCAGGAGGAGGUUGGGGGGAAACACGACUUGUUUCUUGAUGCGGUCAGCAGGGGAGGCGAUAGAUUCGCGACUGUUAGUGAGUUUUUUGGACGGGGUGUUAUGGGGGAUGGGGUCGGUGAGUGA
Glarea lozoyensis ATCC 20868 is the source of this 2928-nucleotide messenger RNA. RefSeq names its product WD40 repeat-like protein. Bases 1 to 2928 code for a protein of 975 amino acids. Gene Ontology annotation, molecular function: protein binding; protein-macromolecule adaptor activity. Gene Ontology annotation, biological process: vesicle-mediated transport; endosome organization; vacuole organization. Lineage: Eukaryota; Fungi; Ascomycota; Leotiomycetes; Helotiales; Helotiaceae. The transcript has 7 exons. The record is from RefSeq and is a predicted model, not a curated record. Gene Ontology annotation, cellular component: HOPS complex; endosome.